UCUGCUAUCAAACACAAGAAUAGAGUAGGCUAGCACAACGAUGGCUGACACCACGCCGCAGCCUUUAAGUCGGCACGAAAAAAGCCUGGGUUUACUUACAACUAAGUUUGUUACACUACUUCAGGAUGCCAAAGAUGGGGUGCUAGAUCUUAAAAAGGCUGCAGAUACACUUGCUGUCCGACAGAAGAGAAGAAUUUAUGAUAUAACAAAUGUUUUAGAAGGAAUAGGUUUGAUAGAAAAGAAGUCCAAGAAUAGCAUACAAUGGAAGGGAGCUGGGCCAGGCUGCAACACCACUGAACUUGCUGAUAGGUUAGAAGUUUUAAAGGAGGAAUUGAGUGAGUUACAAGAUAGGGAACGUGAGCUGGAUGAACAAAGGGAAUGGGUACAACAGAGCAUUAAGAACGUCACUGAUGACCAAGAAAAUAGCAGAUUAGCAUAUGUUAACCAUGAGGAUCUUUGUAAAUGUUUUAAGAAUGACACGCUGUUAGCAAUACAAGCUCCAUCAGGUACCCAGUUAGAAGUUCCUGUUCCAGAAAGGGGUGCUGAUAACAAGAAGAAAUACCAAAUUCAUCUUAAAAGUUUUAAUGGUCCAAUCUAUGUACUACUAGUGAACAAAGACACAUCGAGUAGUAGCCCUGUUGUGCUACCGGUUCCACCACCCCAUGACCUGUCAAGUCCCAGCUUAGGGGUGGGUCAAGCAAAUGGCGGAAGUCAGUCAGCGGGUAGAUUGAUCCCAGCAGAGGAUGUAGCAAUGGAUACUACAUCAGCUGUUGAGCCCCUUAAAGCACAAAAGCAUGAAUCGUUUGAUAUUUCAAGAGACCUCUUUGAUCCGACAAUGGAUUCGCAGCUUAUAGAUGACUUUAUUCUAGAUUCAGAAAUGUUUGCACCUUUACUGCGAUUAUCACCUCCACCAGGCGACAACGACUACUACUUCAAUCUUGACGAUAGUGAAGGUGUAUGUGACCUUUUUGAUGUGUUCUAACAUCCUCUGAUUGUUAAUAUUCAAUCAAUGAUCUUGUGUUAAACAGCUAUAUGAAGGACCAUUUUUAGCUAAAACUUUUUUUUUUUAUAAGUUAUUCAAAUAAUUGUUAUCUAGUGACAUUGUAACAUUAUUCCUAUUAUGUCCCAAUUUUUUAAAUUGUAUUCACUAUUUCUUUAAUACAAUUUCAUUUUAUUUUAUUGUGUAUUCAGUGUCAUUACACAUAAAACAUAAAAAUAAUUGGUUUACUAUUAGAGAAGAUUAAUUGAAUACCUGUAUAUACGUUGGCAUAUGCAGGUCUGACAUCAAGAAAUACAAUAAUUACAAUAAUUGUUAAUGAUUACUGAGUUUGUGCCUAAAAUGUUUUUUAUCAGCAUUAAUGUUUUUAAUGUCAGUAAACACUAGUGCUGUCAAUUGUGGUCAUGUGACAAACAUUGUCACUGCUUGAAACACAAACCAUCUCAUAUAUUCACACAUGUAAUGGAUAUAUUGGUAAUGUCAAAGGUCAAGACAUAAACUGAUGAAUUAUUGAAAUGUACUCUAUGGUGAUACAUACUUUGAAAAAUACUUUUAGUAUAAUAAAAGCCAUAAAAUGACUAUAGAAUUUAGACGAUGGUAUAAGCCAUACCAGCUGCUGUGUGAUUGUUUAUAUGCUAUGACCUUUGACCUUGUCAUUACACACUUAAAGAUUCUAGACGAUUUUUGAGAUGAUACUGUUCAACACUCAAUCAUUCAUGUUGGUUGUCGCCAAAUCUUGACAUUCUUGAGAAUAUAAAUUUGUCAGAAAAUGUCAGAUGAAUUGAAGUCAAAUGAGAGGGUGAUAUAAUACUACAUCCAUGAUAAUGGUUUUGAAAUUUCAUUAAAUAAUUGAUACAUCUCUGGCAUUAAGUCGAAUUUUAGGACAGUUUUUUUAAGGUGACAUAUAUGUGGCAAAGACAAGCCAAACCAGUCACUCGUCGCAAAUCCUGUUUUGGAGAUAAUGGCCAAAACAUGCUGGAAUUUCAAAAUUUUGGAAAUCUAUUUUAUUGCACU
Molecule: messenger RNA, 2011 nt
Organism: Anneissia japonica
Lineage: Eukaryota; Metazoa; Echinodermata; Crinoidea; Comatulida; Comatulidae
Product: transcription factor E2F5-like
Exons: 7
Coding region: 41-982 (313 amino acids)
Biological process (GO): regulation of transcription by RNA polymerase II
Cellular component (GO): RNA polymerase II transcription regulator complex
Molecular function (GO): RNA polymerase II cis-regulatory region sequence-specific DNA binding; protein dimerization activity; DNA-binding transcription factor activity, RNA polymerase II-specific
Source: RefSeq, a predicted model, not a curated record